Fusarium graminearum PH-1 is the source of this 13044-nucleotide messenger RNA. RefSeq names its product dynein heavy chain. The record is from RefSeq and is a predicted model, not a curated record. The transcript is spliced from 3 exons. The coding region runs from base 1 to 13044 and encodes 4347 amino acids. Gene Ontology annotation, cellular component: dynein complex. Gene Ontology annotation, molecular function: ATP hydrolysis activity; ATP binding; dynein intermediate chain binding. NCBI's taxonomy places the organism in Eukaryota, Fungi, Ascomycota, Sordariomycetes, Hypocreales, Nectriaceae. Gene Ontology annotation, biological process: microtubule-based movement.
AUGGAGGUCACCUCACCCGCCGUGCUGAGCCCAGGAGCUUCCGCUAACGGCGUUACGUCUCCCCCAACCUUUCCCACCGUCGAGCCGGAGCGUGUUGUCGAGCACCUGGCUUCCGUCUGCGAGGUCGCGCUUGGUGCUACACGGGAUGAACUCGAACAGGUUGGAAGCUUGCUUCACAAAGCCCGUUAUAGCGAGACUGUUUCUCGCUGCACACGCUUUGCGAACGAUACCCAGAAUGUGCUCUAUAUCCAGAAGGAUUUUGCAAGCUCAUCUGCGGUAGAGCCUGGUGCUGACCCUUCCGCGCUGGCGGCUUAUAAUUAUACGCUGUCUACCGAGAUUUCUUCGUCGCCAACGACCGUUGCCUCUCUUGUUCUUAUCAAAUCGCCUCAGCCCAUAGACCCGAUCCGACCUCUUACAUCUCAAAUAUUCAUUACUAAUCUGCCUGGUCCUGCAUCUCUCAACGCUGGAGUUGGAGAGCAGGGCUCGGUACUCUCCCCGUGGGAGGUUCUCCAUUCUCAGGUUCACCACGCCUUGGUACCGUACUUUGAUGCCAACACCAAGAGUCAACAACUGGCCAAUGGGUCGCGAGGAAGAGCUGACGUGGAUGCUAAAACGGGAAUUCCUGUGACAAAGAAACGACUCAACGACCUGGAACUAAGCUUGUUGCAUCUCCAGCAGAAUGUCGAUAUUCCCGAGAUCUCCCUUACGUUCCAUUCGAUUGUCCAAGCCGUCCUCGAUGACGCCGAAGCCAACAACAACCGACCCAACAUUGAUGGGAUCCCUCAGAAUCUUCUUCAAGACAGUACUUUCCUCAACCGAUUGCAAGCCAAUGUCAACACUUGGAUCAAGUCGAUUCAGGGAAUCACCAAGUUGACCAAGGACCCUUCCUCGAAUGCGAACCAGGAGUUUAGUACUGCAAGCCAGGAAGUCAAUUUUUGGUUGUCCAUGGAGUCAGCUCUAGAAGGAAUCGAAGGUCAGCUCCGUAGUGAAGGAGUUCUCCUGACGCUGGAAAUUCUUAAGCAUGCCAAGCGUUUCCAGGCCACCGUGAGUUUCACGGCCGAUACAGGUUUGAAGGAGGCUAUGGAUAAGGUGCAGAAGUACAACCAGCUCAUGCGAGAUUUCCCUCUUGACGAGUUACUGUCUGCUACUUCACUGUCCAAGGUUGAGGAGGCCAUCCAGCAAAUCUUUGGGCACCUAAACAAGAAGCUCAGAAUUUGUCCCUACCCUAUUCGAAGGGCUCUUCCCCUUGUUGAAGCCAUCUCCGCCGAUCUUGACGAUGUGCUUCACAGGCUGUUGUCUGGUACCGAAUUGGUUAACCUUGAUUACCAGCAAUUCAAGAACAUCAUGCAGACCUGCGACCAUAUUUUCCAGACCUGGGAGGAGCAUAUCAAGGAAUUUACCAACGUAGCUCGUGAAGUGACCCGCCGCCGAAACGAGAAAUUCAUCCCCAUCAAGAUCGUCAAGAAGCACUCUGAACUUGAGGCAAGAAUCAAGUAUGUCAGCACUUUCCGUGACAACCAUGAGCAGCUCCAACGCACUAUUGUCACCGUUCUUGGCCCGCAGGCCACCAUCCCAGGUGUGGCCGAGACCACUGGAUCUGAUGGUAUCAUCGUCGAGGAGAUGGGCGAUGUUGACGCUGUCGAGGAAGUCAAGCAGGCUUGGGAGGCUCUUCAGAAUGUCGACAUGCUGGAUGUCACAGACCAGGGUAAAGAGCGAUGGGUACGAGCCGAGAAUCUUUACAACGAACGUACAACUCGAGUAGAGAACUCCAUCAUUUCCAGACUUCGCGAUCGACUCGCUACUGCCAAGACUGCAAACGAAAUGUUUCGAGUUUUCUCCAAGUUCAACGCACUUUUCGUGCGCCCCAAGAUUCGUGGCGCUAUCCAAGAGUAUCAGAACCAGCUGAUGGACCACGUCAAGCAGGCUAUCAAUGGUCUGCACGAGCGUUUUAAGCAACAGUAUGGCCACUCAGAAACACACGCCAUGGCCCAACUUCGUGAUCUUCCCCCUGUAUCUGGUGCCAUCAUCUGGGCGCGCCAGAUCGAGUUCCAGUUGGAUGGGUACAUGCGCAAGGUAGAGGCUGUUCUCGGCCCUGACUGGACUCUGCAUGCCGAAGGCCAUAAGCUGCAAGAGGAGAGCGAGCUAUUCAAGCAGAAGCUCGACACUAGCCGAAUCUAUGAUGCCUGGCUCAAUGACGUUGGACGACGCAAGAUUUCUAUCUCUGGGCAGCUUUUUGAGAUCGCUCGUGUGAGAUCUGCUGGUGGCAUUCUCGAACUCAACGUCAACUUCGACCCGCAAGUCAUUACCCUAUUCAAGGAAACCCGCAACCUGACUUGGCAAUCUUACUCAGUGCCACAUGCUGUCACGACUGUAUCCAAAGAUGCGAAGCGCGUUUACCCAUAUGCUGUCAGCUUGAUGGAGAGUGUGAGAACUCUCUCUCAAACUCUUCGUCAAAUUGCGGUCAUGGGAGAGGAGUCUGUCCUUCUCAACGGAUAUCGAAAUGAAGUCUACAGACUGGUUGGUGAAGGUGUACCGCUUCGAUGGGAGUCGUUCAUCAAUUCACACGAACUGUUUUACUCCGAGAAUAGACAAACCCGCCCCUUGUUGCCUACUGGAACUGACUUCGGCCUGGCCAAAAAUACCGAGAGCAAGCAUGGCAUGUUUAUCCGCGGUUUCGCAGCGGCUGUUUCCGUACUGCAGCAGAAAGCAGUAUCUUUGAACUUCAUCCAUGCCACCGUUGAACAAGCCCUAAAGGAACUCAGCACAUGCCCUUACGAGGAAGCGGCAUUCCAUAGCCGACUGGAUACGAUUCAAUCGGCUGUUGAUCAGUUGAACCUUGAACAAUACGUAAACCUGGACUUCUGGGUGCGUGAGCUGAAUGCUAAGAUUCAGUCGAUACUUCUCACACGCCUUCAGAGUGCAGUUCAUUCGUGGAUUACUGCAUUCGAGGACGAGACAACUGAGGAGGAGUCGCGCAGGAGGACUAACAACGAUGAGAGCAAACCAGAAAGCCCAACCAUGAAGCGCCUUGUGCUUGAAGUUGUCAUGCGCAACCAAGUCAUCUAUCUUGACCCCCCUCUGGAAUUCGCGCGUGCCAGCUGGUUCCUCCAUCUACACGAGUGGCUUGGAAUCGUUUGCAAUCUUCGCAAAAUCAAGGCCUCCCGAUACCAAAUGACUCUUACCACUAUUGCCAACGAUGAGCUCCGCUUUACUGACUUGCCUACCGAGUGCGCCGGACUGCUGCAGCGUGUCUAUGUUUCUAUGGAAAAGAAACUUCAGGAGAUUAGCGCGUAUGUCGACAAGUGGCUACAGUUCCAGUCCCUUUGGGAUCUCCAGUCUGAGCAAGUCUACGACGCUCUUGGUGAGCCACUCCCACGAUGGUUGCAGCUUCUCCAAGAUCUCCGCAAGAAUCGAUCCACAUUCGACACACAGGAGGUCAGCCGCGAAUUUGGUCAUCUUACAAUUGACUAUGACCAGGUCCAGACCAAGGUCAACGCAAAGUACGACCAAUGGCAACAUGAGAUUUUGAUGAAGUUUGCCAGUCGUCUCGGUAACCGCAUGCGCGACAUCAAUGCAGAGAUUGAGAAGGCGCGCAAACAUCUGGAGAACCAAAGUUCCGACGCUUCAUCAACCGCCCAGGCUGUGCAAUUUAUCACUGUUGUGCAGAGCUGCAAGCGCAAUGUCAAGACAUGGGCACCUGAAAUCGAUAUGUUUCGACAGGGCCAGUCCAUGCUCGUAAGGCAACGAUACCAGUUCCCCAAUGACUGGCUGCACAUUGAGCAGAUUGACAGCCAGUGGGAGGCCUUGAAGGAAAUUUUGGACAAGAAAUCGAGGAUCGUCCAAGAACAAAGUGAUGCGCUACGGGCAAAGAUCACUGCAGAGGAUAAACUGGUCAACGAUCGAAUUGCAGAAAUUGCAGCACAGUGGAAUGAGGAGAAGCCAGUGUCUGGAACCAUCCAACCUGAUGUUGCAUCUGCUACAUUGUCUUCUUUCGAAGCUCGCAUUUCGAAGUUGCAGGACGAUGCGCAGAUGGUGGUCAAGGCUAAGGAGGCAUUGGAUAUCCCCGCCAGUCUUGACACAUCCCUUGAAUCGACACUUGAAGAAGUUCGGGAUUUCCAGUCUGUUUGGUCAAACCUCUCAACUAUCUGGGCAAGCCUUAACGAGACGCGUGAUAUUCUCUGGACUGCUGUUCAACCACGAAAGAUUCGUUCCAAGGUCGACGACCUCAUCAAGAGCACCAAGGAUAUGCCCAGCAGAAUGCGACAGUACGCUGCUUUCGAGCAUGUCCAGGGCAUCCUGCGCGGUUUCCUCAAGGUUAACUCUAUUCUUUCUGACCUCAAGUCUGAUGCGAUCCGUGAGCGCCACUGGGUCAAGAUUUACAAACAGAUCAAGCCUCAGAAACGAUUUUCACCUAGCUCUAUGACUCUUGGUGAUGUCUGGGACCUCAACCUUGUUGCUACUGAAAUCAUCGUGAAGGACAUUAUCGCCCAGGCACAGGGUGAGAUGGCUUUGGAGGAGUUCUUGAAACAGGUUCGUGAGACUUGGCAGAAUUACGCUCUUGAGAUGGUCGGCUAUCAAAACAAGAUCCGCCUCAUUCGCGGCUGGGACGACCUCUUUGCGAAAUGCAGUGAGAAUCUGAACUCACUACAGGCUAUGAAGCAUUCCCCCUAUUACAAGGAGUUUGAGGAAGAAGCUGUGUCUUGGGAAGACAAGCUCAACCGUGUCCAUGUACUCUUUGAUGUCUGGAUUGACGUUCAGCGCCAAUGGGUCUACCUUGAGGGCGUCUUCACUGGUAACGCUGAUAUCAAGCAUCUCUUGCCUAUUGAGUCAGGACGUUUCCAGAAUAUCAACAGCGAAUUCUUGGCUGUCAUGAAGAAGGCCAAUAAAACUCCAUACGUGCUGGAAGUCCUCAAUAUUCCUAAUGUACAAAAGUCGCUCGAGCGACUCGCUGAAAUGCUUAACAAGAUCCAGAAGGCUUUAGGUGAAUACCUGGAGAAGGAGCGUGUUUCAUUCCCUCGAUUCUACUUCGUUGGUGACGAAGAUCUGCUAGAGAUGAUUGGUAACAGCAACGACACGCUGCGUAUUGCCAAACAUUUCAAGAAGAUGUUUGCGGGUCUCUCAGGUCUCAUUAUGGACGAUGAGACUGUCAUCUCUGGCUUCACUUCCAAAGAGGGCGAAGCUGUUCGUCUGAAGAAGGAAAUUUCUUUGGCAAAAACUCCCAAGAUCAACGACUGGCUAGCUCUUCUGGAGGGUGGCAUGAAGUCAACGCUUGCCGAGCUUCUUGCCGAGGCUGUUGACCAGUAUACUCCCAUUUUUGAAUCCGAGACCAUUGACCGCGACGCUUUGAAUGCGUUCAUGAAUGCGUACCCCAGUCAGAUUGUUGUUCUUGCAACCCAAGCUGCCUGGACCACAGCCGUCGACCGAUCUCUAACUGAUGGUGGCAGCGCGCUAAAGCUUUUGUUCGAGCGCGAGGUAGAGGUCCUUCGAGUACUUGCCGACACAGUUCUUGGAGAACUGGAAGUCAUUCUGAGGAAGAAAUGCGAACAGCUCAUUACUGAAUGUGUUCAUCAAAGGGACACUAUCGAGAAGCUCAUCAAUGCCAACGCCAAUUCUACAGGUCAUUACCUGUGGCAGCUGCAGAUGAGAUAUGUCUACAAUCCGGAGGGCGAAUUCUUGGAUCGACUUUACAUCAAGAUGGCCAAUGCCAAACUCAACUACGGUUUCGAAUACCUGGGAGUUCCCGAGCGCCUUGUCCGCACACCUCUUACCGAUCGAUGUUUCCUCACUCUCACUCAAGCUCUGUGCCAACGUCUUGGUGGUUCACCGUACGGACCCGCCGGUACCGGUAAAACAGAAUCAGUCAAGGCUCUGGGUGUUCAACUCGGUAGAUUUACCCUUGUGUUCUGUUGUGACGACACUUUUGAUUUCCAGGCCAUGGGUCGUAUUUUCCUUGGUAUCUGCCAGGUCGGUGCUUGGGGCUGUUUCGACGAAUUUAACCGUCUGGAGGAGCGAAUUUUGUCCGCUGUAUCGCAGCAGAUUCAAAAUAUUCAGUUGGGUCUCAAACAAGGUGCUGAAGACGACCAGUCACAGAUCGAGUUGGUUGGCCGCCAGCUUCACGUUAACGAAAACACCGGUAUCUUCAUCACCAUGAACCCUGGUUAUGCUGGCCGUUCCAACUUGCCCGACAACUUGAAGAAGCUCUUCCGCAGUGUAGCAAUGUCUAAGCCUGACAAGGAGCUUAUCGCUGAGGUCAUGCUUUACUCCCAAGGUUUUAACCAAGCCAAGCAAUUGUCUAAGCACACUGUGCCCUUCUUCGACCAGUGUUCUGUAAGGCUGUCCAAACAAGCUCACUAUGAUUUUGGUCUGCGUGCUCUCAAGAGUGUCCUGGUCAGCUCUGGUGGCUUGAAACGUGCUCGUCUAGGCGAUGGAACUCUUGGUGCUGAAGAGGUUGUUGAACCUGAAAUCAUCGUGCAAAGCAUCCGGGAAACGAUUGCGCCUAAGCUUAUCAAGUCUGAUGUCGACAUCAUGAUGACCAUCGAAACCGACUGCUUCCCUGGCGUGCAAUAUGUCCCUGCCAACCUUGUAGCAUUGGAAGACGCUAUCCGAACCCUUGCUGCCGAACGUCACCUCGUGGUCAACGAACUUUGGAUGACCAAGGUCCUCCAACUGUACCAGAUUCAGAAAAUCCACCAUGGUGUUAUGAUGGUUGGUAACUCUGGUUCUGGUAAAUCAGCAGCCUGGAGACUUUUGCUUGAUGCGCUUCAGAAGGUUGAAGGAGUUGAGGGCGUUUCGCAUGUGAUUGACUCAAAGGUCAUGUCAAAGGAGGCUCUGUACGGAAACCUUGACUCAACUACCCGUGAAUGGACAGAUGGUUUGUUCACCAGCAUUCUGCGAAAGAUCGUCGACAACCUCCGUGGUGAGGACUCUAAACGACAUUGGAUCGUCUUCGAUGGUGACGUGGACCCUGAAUGGGUUGAAAACUUGAACAGUGUACUCGAUGACAACAAGCUGCUCACGCUUCCCAAUGGUGAGCGUCUCAACCUUCCCUCCAACGUUCGAAUCAUGUUCGAAGUCGAGACCCUGAAGUAUGCAACUCUGGCUACUGUCAGUCGUUGUGGUAUGGUUUGGUUCAGUGAGGAUACCGUGUCGCCCAACAUGCUGGUCGAAAACUAUCUGUCCACCCUCAGCAGCGUUCCCUUUGAGGAUUUGGACGAAGACAACGUUACUACCGCGCAGAACCCUGCCAAGACUUUGGCCGUGCAAGGCGAGUUUGCGGCACUGCUUCGUAUCUAUCUGUUUGAAGAAGACUUCAUCUUGCGGGCUCUAAAGCAAGCUGAGGCCUACAACCAUAUCAUGGAGUUUACUGUCGCCCGAGUCCUUACGACUCUCUUCUCACUGCUAAACAAAGCAGUCCGGGAUGCCAUUGACUAUAACGUGCAGCAUUCCGACUUUCCCUUGGAGUCUGAACAGAUCGAGUCCUUCAUUUCGAAGAAGCUCCUGCUUGCACUCGUCUGGGCACUUACUGGUGACUGCCCUCUCAACGACCGGAAAGCAUUUGGUGACGAGCUUUGUGGAUUGGCCAAUUUCGGCUCCCCUCCUAUUGACGGCACUAGCUCGCUCAUCGACUUUGAUGUAACCCUACCCAAGUGUGAAUGGGCUCCAUGGCAGAACCAGGUGCCUUCAGUUGAAGUCAACACACACUCCGUUACUCAGACCGAUGUUGUCAUUCCCACUCUGGACACCGUCCGCCAUGAAGAUGUUCUUUACUCAUGGCUCGCGGAGCACAAGCCUCUGCUACUCUGUGGUCCUCCUGGUUCAGGUAAAACAAUGACCCUAUUCAGUGCACUUCGCAAGCUGCCUAACAUGGAGGUUGUUGGUCUGAAUUUCUCGAGCGCAACAACUCCCGAUCUUCUUAUCAAGACAUUUGAGCAGUACUGUGAGUACAAGAAAACGUUGAAUGGCGUCAUGCUCUCCCCGACACAAAUUGGUAGAUGGCUUGUCGUCUUCUGUGAUGAAAUCAACUUGCCCGCGCCAGACAAGUACGGAACCCAACGCGCCAUCUCAUUCCUGCGCCAAAUGGUUGAGCACAAUGGUUUCUGGCGAACAUCUGAUAAGUCUUGGGUCACACUCGAUCGUAUUCAGUUCGUCGGUGCUUGCAAUCCUCCCACCGACGCUGGACGUACACCCAUGGGCGCUCGAUUCCUUCGACAUGCACCACUCAUCAUGGUCGACUACCCUGGUGAACUAUCUCUCAACCAGAUUUACGGCACUUUCAACUCUGCAGUUCUCAAGAUUAUUCCAUCUCUUCGAGGGUAUUCCGAAGCCCUCACCCAUGCCAUGGUUCGUUUCUAUCUCGAGUCUCAGCAGAGAUUUACGCCAAAGAUUCAACCUCACUACGUGUACAGUCCCCGUGAACUGACGCGAUGGGUUCGUGGUGUUUACGAGGCUAUUCGACCCUUGGAAAGCUUGUCUAUUGAAGGCCUCAUCAGAAUCUGGGCCCAUGAAGCUCUUCGUCUAUUCCAAGAUCGAUUGGUCGCUGAGGAAGAGCGACAAUGGACUGACGAGGCUGUGCAUCGCAUCGCGCUCGAAUACUUCCCCAACAUUGACACAGAAAAGGCCCUUGGAGGACCUAUUCUCUUCUCUAACUGGCUGUCCAAAAACUAUGUCCCUGUGGACCGUGAGCAGCUGAGAGACUUUGUCAAGGCGAGACUGAAGACCUUCUGCGAGGAAGAGGUUGACGUUCCUCUAAUCCUAUUUAAUGAUGUAUUGGAGCACGUGUUGCGCAUUGAUCGUGUUUUCAGACAACCCCAAGGCCAUCUCAUCUUGAUUGGUGUCAGUGGUAGUGGCAAGACAACCUUGUCUCGCUUCGUGGCCUGGAUGAACGGUCUCAAGGUUUUCCAAAUCAAGGUCCAUGGAAAGUAUUCCGCCGAGGAUUUUGAUGAUGAUCUGCGGGAUGUCCUUCGACGAUGUGGUUGCAAGGGCGAGAAAAUCUGCUUCAUCAUGGACGAGUCAAACGUGUUGGAUUCAGGCUUCCUGGAGAGAAUGAACACCUUGCUCGCCAACGCCGAAGUUCCAGGUCUUUUCGAGGGUGAUGAAUAUGCUGCCCUCAUGACCGCUUGUAAGGAAGGUGCCCAGCGACAAAACCUACACCUAGACUCCCCUGAGGAGCUGUACAAGUGGUUCACGCAGCAAAUUGUCAAGAACCUGCACGUCGUCUUCACGAUGAACCCACCCGAGGAUGGUCUCUCUUCCAAGGCUGCCACCAGUCCUGCCCUGUUCAACCGUUGCGUUCUCAACUGGUUCGGUGACUGGUCUGAUCAAGCUCUGUUCCAAGUUGGUCAUGAGCUCACUCAUUCUAUUGAUCUGGACCGAAGCAACUUUGAGUGUCCUGAUACUGUCCCUGUGGCUUAUCGUGGUCUACAACUACCUCCUUCUCAUCGUGAGACGGUUGUCAACUCGAUGGUGUAUAUCCACUACUCUCUUCAGAGAUACAACGAAAAGCUGUUCAAGCAGCAAGGCAAGGUUACAUUUUUGACACCUCGUCACUUCCUCGAUUUCGUCGCUCAAUAUGUCAAACUCUACAAUGAGAAGCGAGAGGACCUUGAAGAACAGCAACGCCAUCUCAACGUUGGUUUGGAAAAGCUUAGAGACACCGUCGACAAGGUUCGAGAUCUUCGAGUAAGCCUGGCUGAGAAAAAGAAGCAGCUGGAGCAGAAGGAUGCAGAGGCAAAUGAAAAGCUACAACGCAUGGUGGCUGAUCAACGUGAAGCGGAGCAGAGGAAGAGUACUGCGCUGGAGAUUCAGGCUGCUUUGGACAAGCAGGAAAUUGAGGUUGCUUCACGAAAGAAGGUUGUGCUGGAGGAUCUUGCCAAGGCAGAGCCUGCCGUCGAGGAGGCAAAGGCCAGUGUCAGUAACAUCAAGCGUCAGCACUUGACCGAAGUCAGGUCCAUGGGUAACCCGCCCCAGGGCGUGAAGCUUGCUAUGGAUGCUGUGUGUACCUUGCUUGGCCACAAAAUCAAUGACUGGAAGGCUGUGCAAGGUAUUGUUCGAAAGGAUGAUUUCAUUGCUAGCAUUCUCAUGUUUGACAACGCUAGGCAGAUGAACAAGUCGUUGAGGAACAGGAUGCGCAGCGAUUUCUUGUCCAACCCUGAAUUCACAUUUGAGAAGGUCAACCGUGCCUCCAAGGCGUGCGGACCCCUUGUCCAGUGGGUUACCGCUCAGGUCAACUACUUUGACAUUCUCGAUCGUGUUGGUCCUCUCAAGCACGAGGUCGAGCAGCUGGAGGAGCAAGCACUCCAAACAAAGGCAGAAGCUCAGGCCACUCAGGACGAGAUCGUUGGGUUGGAGUCAAGCAUCAACCAAUACAAGACUGAAUAUGCUGCACUCAUCAGCGAGACGCAAUCCAUCAAGGCAGAGAUGUCAAAGGUCCAGUUCAAGGUCGAUCGCAGUGUUCGACUUCUCGACAGUUUGUCCUCAGAACGAGUUCGUUGGGAAGAGGGCAGCAAGUCUUUCGAGAUCCAGAUCAGCACUCUUGUAGGAGACGUUCUUGUCGCUGCUGCUUUCUUGGCCUACAGUGGUCUCUAUGACCAGACGUUCCGAAAGUCGAUGAUGGAUGACUGGUUCCACCAGCUUCACCUUUCCGGUAUACAUUACAAGUCAACAAAUCCCGUGACCGAAUAUCUGUCAACUGCAGAUGAGCGUCUCAGCUGGCAGGAGAACACUCUUCCCGUCGAUGACCUUUGCACAGAGAACGCCAUCAUCCUCAAGCGUUUCAAUCGCUACCCUCUCAUCAUCGAUCCCUCCGGACGAGUUACAGAAUUCUUGCAGAGAGAAUGCAAAGACCGCCGCCUGACGGUGACAAGCUUCUUGGACGAUACCUUUACCAAGCAGCUUGAGAGUUCUCUCCGUUUCGGUAACCCUAUUCUUAUCCAGGAUGCUGAACACUUGGAUCCUAUCCUUAACCAUGUCCUCAACAAGGAAUACCAGAAGACUGGUGGUCGUGUCCUUAUUCAACUUGGCAAGCAGGAGAUUGAUUUCUCGCCGGCCUUCAAGAUUUAUCUGUCAACUCGUGACCCUUCCGCCACUUUCGCCCCCGAUAUUUGCAGUCGAACCACAUUCGUCAACUUCACUGUCACUCAGAGCAGUCUCCAAACACAAUCUCUCAACGACGUCCUCAAGUCUGAGCGUCCUGACGUUGAUGAACGACGCUCAAACCUCAUCAAACUGCAGGGAGAGUUCAAGGUCCAUCUGCGACAACUGGAGAAACGAUUACUCCAGGCUCUGAACGAGUCUCGUGGUAACAUUCUUGAUGAUGACAACGUUAUCGAGACACUCGAAACUCUCAAGACAGAGGCUGCUGAGAUCUCUGGUAAGAUGAGCAACACCGAAGGCGUCAUGGCUGAGGUUGAGGAGAUUACGCAACAGUAUAGUAUUAUCGCCAGAUCUUGCAGUGCUGUCUUCGCCGUCUUGGAGCAAUUGCACUACCUCAACCACUUCUACCAGUUUUCACUCCAGUACUUCCUUGAUAUCUUCCAUUCAGUCCUACAUGGCAACAAGAACCUGGCUGGUCAAACUGACCACAACAUCCGACGUGACGUAAUCGUCAAAGAUCUCUUUGUCAACACAUUCAAGCGGACAGCUCUCGGUUUGCUCCAAAGAGACCGAGUUACUCUCGGAAUGUUACUCGCGCAGGCUUCACCAUACAAGAUGGACAAGUCUUUGAUCGACGUUAUCCUUGACAACCGCAUUGAAGGCAAGGAUCUUUCUUCUAAUCCUGAUGAAAGAGACGAUGCUUUUGCUCAAGCCAAGAAGAUCGCUGUUAUCAAGGAAAAGAUUGAUUCUAUCUCUACUGAGGACUGGGAUAAGUUCUUUACGGAAGAACUUGCCGAGAACUUCGUACCCCUGGUUUGGGACGACAACACCGAUGCUAAUGAUCAAGCCCUAUUGUCUCUCCUGCUCGUCAAACUUUUCAGGAUGGACCGGUUUGUUCCUGUCGCAGAGCGUUUCGUCAACCAAGUCUUUGGUUCAGGCAUCUUCGACAUUGUUGAGGACCUGAAGGAGACAGUUACUCAGGUGUCUGCCACCCUGCCGAUCUCCUUGGUAUCAAGCCCUGGCUUCGAUGCCAGUUACAAGGUCGACAAUUUGGUUGAGAGAAUGCGCGUAAAGUGUACCAACAUUGCCAUGGGUUCCAACGAAGGUCUUGCAAGUGCCGACAAGGCAAUCAGCCACGCCGCGCAAACAGGCUCAUGGGUUUUGGUCAAGAACGUUCACCUGGCUCCCACUUGGUUGCAGAGCUUGGAGAAGCGUAUGGAAUCACUCAAUCCUCACUCAGACUUCCGACUUUUCUUGUCUAUGGAGUCGAGUCUGAAGAUUCCAGUCAAUUUACUCCGAGCAUCUCGUGUACUGAUGUACGAGCAACCUGCCGGUGUCAAGGCUAACAUGAAGGAUUCCAUGUCUUCGUUGUCUACACGGGCGACCAAGAGUCCUGUGGAAAGGGCACGACUGUACUUACUCUUAUCCUUCUUGCACGCUGUCGUACAGGAGAGAUUGCGAUAUGCGCCUAACCUGGGCUGGAAGGGAUUUUGGGAGUUCAACGACAGUGACUACGAAUGCUCUGCCUUUAUUGUCGAUACUUGGGUUGAUAGCGCGGCUGGCAACAGAACCAACAUUGCCCCUCAAAAUAUUCCUUGGGAGAUGUUGCGCUACAUGGUGACCGAAACGUACGGUGGUAAGAUUGACAACGAAGGAGAUUUCAAACUUCUCUCUCAGCUCGUCACGUCUUUCUUGACUCCUUCUGCCUACGAAGUUGACCACAAGCUCGUUGACGGACCUGACGGUGGCCUUUCUGUCCCGUCUGGCACCAGCUUCCAGGAUUUCAACGCCUGGAUUCACCGCUUGCCCGAGCGUGAGCCACCCACGUAUCUCGGCCUCCCUGCGAAUGCCGAGAAACUCCUCCUCAGUGGUCUUGGAAGAAGCCUUAUUGGCAACCUCCGUAAGGUCACGGAGUUGCUUGACGAAGGCGAGCAGUUGGUAACGGAAGUGUAA